GCAGGUGAAGAAGAAGAGGAGUCCUUAAAGAGCGAACACGUGUUUGUUUUUCUUCCUGCACGGUUGUUUGUUUGUCCGUGGUUUGUUUAUUUCCCGUUCUCCGUCGCUUUAGUCGUCGUGGUUUAGAAGCUGUGGGUUUGAAGAUGCCCAAGCGCUCCUAUCCGUUCAGCGAGAGCUUCUCCUCGCAGUAUAAAGUUCGCGUUGGUCAGAAGGAGGUCAAUAACUGCGGAGCUUUUGGACUCAAAUACAGACAAGAGGUUUAUGAAAAGACCAAAAACCUGCUCUUCAACGGGACCAAAGCCGUGAUGGGUCGACUCUGGAAGGCAGACGGGGAGGAGAAGGCGUCAGACACGCUCGUGUCCCAUCAGACGCUUCUCCGAGGACAAACACGCAUCGGGCUGGACGGACGGUUACAGAGAGCGGACGCUGGUCCAGGUUGUGCAGCGGCUCCUGCAGCGUGUUGUUGUGUGUGUCAGAGGGUCUCUGGUUCGAGGAAGCCGUGCUCUCAGUGCGAGCGUCACGCGUGUGCAGCGUGUUUCCAGCAGUGCAACAUCUGCUCCGAACGCUGCUGCUCCUUAUGCACCGUCACCGAUUACAGUGAGCGUUAUGAGCGCGUCCUCUGCUGUGGCUGUUCAUCCUGAUAGCAGAGCUCAGCUGAGACGACUGAUGACCAUUAUGAUGCCAGACAUGAGUUUUAAUGCAUUACCAAUUAAAUGUAAAUGAGAUUACUAUUUUAUAUAUGCUUGCAUGGUUUCUUGCUCUUUCCCACGUUUUAUGUACAUACUCCUGUGAUUAUUGAAAU
Molecule: messenger RNA, 802 nt
Organism: Sinocyclocheilus anshuiensis
Lineage: Eukaryota; Metazoa; Chordata; Actinopteri; Cypriniformes; Cyprinidae
Product: apoptosis regulatory protein Siva-like
Exons: 4
Coding region: 144-641 (165 amino acids)
Biological process (GO): extrinsic apoptotic signaling pathway
Molecular function (GO): CD27 receptor binding
Source: RefSeq, a predicted model, not a curated record